Messenger RNA from Acipenser ruthenus (sterlet), 1720 nucleotides. RefSeq names its product peroxisomal membrane protein 4-like. The coding region runs from base 84 to 728 and encodes 214 amino acids. The transcript has 4 exons. Gene Ontology annotation, cellular component: peroxisomal membrane. The record is from RefSeq and is a predicted model, not a curated record. NCBI's taxonomy places the organism in Eukaryota, Metazoa, Chordata, Actinopteri, Acipenseriformes, Acipenseridae.
CGAACGUGGUAUUAGUUCAGCUGUUCCACUUUUAUCAGUUUAGUGUUACACUUUCUGCUGCCCCUCCGGAUAAAGCUUACACAAUGGCAGGUUCUGACCUUUAUAAAACUCUCAUUUUCACGAUAAAUAAUAUUUUACAACAAGAGAAGUACAAGGCUGCAUUGGCUGUCAUCAAAGGGUUCAGGAAUGGAGCCGUAUACGGAGCAAAAAUCAGAGCACCACAUGCCCUGGUGAUGACGUUUCUUUUUAGAAGUGGGAGCCUGAGAGACAAAGUGAAAGCCAUUGCCCAGGCGACGUACACUCACUCUCGGAACCUGGCCUGCUUUGUGUUCACCUACAAGGGUCUCCAGACCCUGCAGCAGCGGCUCCAGGGGAAAGCCUGCCAGUCCCAUUCCUUCCUUGCAGCCUGCCUGGGAGGGUGGCUCGUCUUUGGGGAGAACAACAACAUCAACAGCCAGAUAAACAUGUACCUUUUGUCCCGGAUCCUGUUUGGGCUGUCGCGUCUAGCUGUGGAGAAAGGCUACAUCCCCCAACCAAAGAAAGACCCCUUCCCCCUGUUCGCAGCACUGGUCUGGGGCAUCGUUCUGUGGCUCUUUGAGUACCACCCCCACACUCUGCAGCCCUCGCUCCAGUCCUCCAUGAGCUACCUCUACCACGACAGCAAUGUCUGGCACGACAUCUCUGACUUCCUCGUCUACAACAAGCACAGAGCAGGGGCGCAGAAAUAAUGGAGCCUCAGCCCCUUCCUCUCAGGAGAGCCCACAUACCGCCAUGCUACCCUUCCAGGUUGCAAUGGAGAUAAGUUAGCUUUUAACAAAUUUCCUUUAUAAACCAGCCUUUGUCCUGGAGGUACUGCUGCUAGAUCCAGUGUACUGUUUGCUUGUCCUGUAUUUUGAAGAAACAUUUAGCGUGGGACUGAAAGCUGAAGGUCACUGUUAGCAGGAUUUGAUCUAGGAAUUCUGUUGCGUAGUGGUUUUACUAUGAACUUGUAACAUGCUUUUUCAGAUUCAAGUGUGGUUCAAAGUGAAACCCUGAGUGGCUAAAACUGAUAUGCAAUGACUUAUUUUCAAACAUGCUUAGUGACAGUAGUUUUUAUUUUGUUUGAAAUAUCUUUCUGUUCAUCUUAAUGGAAACUUAAAAAAAAAAAAAAAAUCCUAACCUGAUUGAUGGUUACCAGCUCUAUUGUAGGUGCAGUUUUUAAAUUUCUAAUGCUCGUGAUUUUUUUUUAAUUGUAUUUUAAUUUAAAUGUAUUAAAGUGAACUAAUUAAUAAUAUAAUCAUAUUAACUGAAUUAGCUCACUGUUCUUAUGUUAAACAAUUGAAGUUGAGGAGCUUUUUUUUUCCCUGUCAGUGUACAAUUAUUGGACCAUUAUUAGAAGACCUGAAUAAGGAUGGAAAUAUUGUAUAGCUGUUUGAACCAUUCCAAGAUUUACUAUGAAUAUAAUUAGAUAUUGUUUUACUCUACUACUUUACUGAUGAUGAUCAACCUCUACUACUUUACAUUAUUUUUGUGUCUUUUUUUCUAUAUCCCUAGUGACCGGGCACUUGCAUGAAUAACCUUGGAUCAAACGCAUGGAUGUAUUGAAUACUGUUGAGAGCAAAACUUAAUACUGUAAUUUCACAUUCAAUAUGCAUAUUACUUGCUGUGCCAAACAAAUAGUAAUACAUUGCUUGUGUGGAUAUGAAGGAGUUGAAGUAGUGAUAGACGAUAUAUGUAUUAU